Molecule: messenger RNA, 1688 nt
Organism: Hibiscus syriacus
Lineage: Eukaryota; Viridiplantae; Streptophyta; Magnoliopsida; Malvales; Malvaceae
Product: cytochrome P450 86A22-like
Exons: 1
Coding region: 23-1606 (527 amino acids)
Molecular function (GO): monooxygenase activity; oxidoreductase activity, acting on paired donors, with incorporation or reduction of molecular oxygen; iron ion binding
Source: RefSeq, a predicted model, not a curated record
CUCAUAUUUACGUUACGUGCAAAUGGAUACAUCAGCGGCUUUGAUGAUCUUAUCAGCCAUUGUGGCUUAUCUACUCUGGUUCAAGUUCAUUGCACGGUCGCUCAAUGGCCCACGUGUCUGGCCUUUAUUAGGCAGUCUUCCGGGGCUCAUCCAGAACUCCAAUUCCAUGCAUGAGUGGAUCGCUGACAACCUCCGCGCAUGUGGCGGCACGUAUCAGACAUGCAUCGCCGCGAUUCCAUUUUUGGCCCGGAAGCAAGGUCUCGUGACUGUCACCUGCGAUCCCCAGAACCUGGAGCAUAUUUUGAAGGGCCGGUUCGAUAAUUAUCCCAAGGGGCCUAACUGGCAGGCUGUGUUCCAUGAUUUGCUUGGUGAUGGGAUCUUCAAUUCUGACGGUGACACGUGGUUGUUCCAGCGUAAGACUGCCGCGCUGGAGUUUACCACCAGGACGCUGCGCCAAGCCAUGUCACGGUGGGUUAGCCGUGCCAUCAAGCAUCGGUUCUGCCCGAUUCUUGAGACGGCUCAGCUCCAAGGGAAGCCGGUUGAUUUUCAAGACCUGUUGCUUCGGCUCACUUUCGACAACAUAUGUGGCUUGACAUUUGGCAAGGAUCCUCAAACAAUGUCCCGAGGACUUCCUGAGAACGGCUUCGCAACGGCUUUCGAUAGAGCCACGGAAGCCACUCUCCAACGCUUUAUUUUGCCUGAAAUCAUAUGGAAGCUGAAAAAAUGGUUUCGGCUUGGGAUGGAAGCCACGUUGAGCCGAAGCCUGGACCACAUGGAUAAAUACUUAUCCGACAUCAUUAAUACGCGUAAGCUUGAAUUGGUCAGUCAGCAACAAGGGGAUACCCCACACGAUGACUUGCUGUCCCGUUUCAUGAAAAAGAAAGAAUCUUACUCGGAUGAAUUCCUCCAACACGUGGCAUUGAAUUUCAUCCUAGCUGGGCGAGAUACGUCAUCAGUCGCCCUAUGCUGGUUCUUCUGGUUGGUCAGUCAAAACCCAAAGGUAGAAGAGGAGAUCCUCACUGAAAUUUCCACCGUCCUGAAGGAGACACGUGGCAUUGACACUUCCAAAUGGAUAGAUGAACCCCUUGUGUUCGAAGAAAUCGACCAAUUGAUAUACCUUAAGGCAGCAUUGUCCGAGACAUUAAGACUCUAUCCUUCCGUGCCACAAGACUCGAAGCAUGUAAUAGCCGAUGACGUCUUGCCUAAUGGAACAUUUGUCCCUGCUGGAUCAAACGUGACAUACUCGAUAUACUCAGUUGGAAGGAUGAAAUUUAUUUGGGGUGAUGACUGCUUGGAAUUCAAGCCGGAAAGGUGGUUGUCUGAAGACGGCAAGAAAUAUGAGCCAAAAGAUUCGUAUAGAUUUAUUUCAUUCAACGCCGGACCUCGAAUUUGUUUAGGUAAAGAUCUAGCAUAUCUUCAGAUGAAAUCAAUAGCAGCGGCAGUGCUGCUCCAACACUGUCUUAAGGUGGCACCGGGACAUCGGGUAGAACAGAAGAUGUCACUAACUCUGUUCAUGAAGUAUGGGCUGUUGAUGGAGGUGCACCCAAGAAAUCUGAAGCCGAUCCUGGAAAAAAUAUGCAAAGCUGGGAGAAAUGGGUAUGCUUGAAUCCUGGGGAAAAUUUUGUGAAUAUGAGAUGGUGGAUGAUAUAUUAUAAACCUUUAUUGUAAGCCAUCUAUAGAUGUAUUUU